AUGGCGUCUUAUGAACUGAAGAACACGCAGAUCCUUGGCGGACAUGAGGCUCGGGAAGUCUCGAGUCACGAUCGCGAUGAUUUUCAUUUACAGCGAUUGGGGAAAGCUCCUGUGCUGAAGCGAAACUUUGGCAUUCUCUCCAUUUUGGGGUUUAGUUGUACCAUCAUCGCGACUUGGGAAGGUUUACUAGAUACAUUCAUCAUUGCAUUGACCAAUGGAGGAUCUGCAGGCGCUGUGUACGCCUACAUUUUUGCCUGGACGGGGACAACGUGCUCUUUCCUCGUCCUGUCGGAGUUGGCAUCGAUGGCACCGACAUCGGGAGGCCAAUAUCAUUGGUGCGCCAUGCUUGCUCCGCAGAAGAGAAUGAAAUUCUGGAGUUAUAUCACCGGCUGGCUUGCAGUUAUUGGUUGGCAGGCUGCAUUUGCUUCAACGGCCUUCCUCUGCGGAACUGAGAUCCAAGGAGCUGCAAUCCUCGCGCACAAGAACUACAAUGCAGAGGCCUAUCAAGGUACACUCAUUCUAUGGGCCAGUCUCAUAGUCGCGCUAGCAGUCAACUUAGUCGGGGGGAAGUUCCUACCCAGGCUUGAGAACCUUAUCCUAUGCGUUCAUAUCCUAGGCUUCUUUGGAAUCUUGAUUCCCAUGACAUACAUGGCGGAUCACAGAACCAAGGAACAAGUCUUCAUUGAGUUCACCAAUGGCGGUGGAUUUGCCACAGAUGGACUUUCCUGGUUUGUCGGAAUGACUGGUUGUGUCUUUGCUUUUGCUGGAGGUGAUGCAGCAGUUCAUAUGGCCGAAGAAGUUGCAAAUGCAUCACGCGCAAUCCCACGCGCGAUAAUGCUCAGUAUUGUGAUCAAUGGCACGCUCGGAUUUGGCAUGCUCAUCGCAGUUCUCUUUUGCAUGGGAGAUCUCGAAGUUGCACUGAACAGUAACACUGGUUAUCCCUACAUCGAGAUCUUCUACCAGGCAACAAAUUCCGUGCCUGGAACGCUGGCCAUGGUCUCAGUCAACCUUAUCAUUUCGGUUUGCUCGGUGAUCGGCAUGCUGGCGGCAACAUCCCGCCAAUUCUGGUCUUUUGCCCGCGAUCGUGGGAUUCCAGGAUGGCGCUGGUGGAGUCACGUUUCCGGGAGACAUCUGCCAACUUAUUCCGUCUACCUGACGAUGACGGUCGCGUGGCUGCUUGGGCUUAUCAACAUCGGCUCUUCUGUCGCUCUCAAUGAUGUUACUUCGAUGGCAGUCUCUGGUCUCUACGCGUCGUAUCUCACAGUUGCUCUCCUUCUCCUUUACCGCCGUUGUCGUGGUGAUAUCAGUACAUCUGACGACAAUGACGAAAUGAUCAUCAAUGUGCCGGGAGCCAAACUUGUCUGGGGUCCAUUCCGUGUUCCUGGAAUCUUGGGGAUGUUGGUCAAUGGAUAUGCCUGCAUUUACAUGACCAUUGUUGUGUUCUUCAGCUUCUGGCCUUCUUCGAUGAACCCCUCUGUUGAGGAUAUGAAUUACAGUGUGGUUGGCACUGUCGGUGUGAUCAUAUUGGCUAUUCUGUACUAUUUCGUGCGGGCGCGGAAUAUUUACACGGGUCCAGUAAUGGAGGUUUCGAUGUGA
This is a messenger RNA of Penicillium brevicompactum, 1596 nucleotides long. RefSeq lists its product as uncharacterized. Gene Ontology annotation, cellular component: membrane. Gene Ontology annotation, molecular function: transmembrane transporter activity. The record is from RefSeq and is a predicted model, not a curated record. Gene Ontology annotation, biological process: transmembrane transport. NCBI's taxonomy places the organism in Eukaryota, Fungi, Ascomycota, Eurotiomycetes, Eurotiales, Aspergillaceae. The transcript is spliced from 8 exons. The coding region runs from base 1 to 1596 and encodes 531 amino acids.